UUUUUUUUCUACUGAGAUUUAAUAGAAUUUUAUUUGUGUUACUUCCUCGUCAAACUGUAUUGUAUCAAUUUGUAAUUUUCAUAAUAAUGUAGUUGACUAUUAGAUAUCUAAUAGUCUAAGUUGCUAGAUCUAGAUCUAGGUCCAACAGUGAUUAGACCAACAUUUUUGAUAAUAAAGUUUUCAAAUAUGGAACGGCAAAAAUUAAAAAUACUAUUUUAAAAAUCAAUCAUAACAGACAGGUGUGAGUCAUGCUACAGCAAUGAUGUCCUUAAAGAAUCUAUGGCGCAGGAGCAUGGGCUCCGGUGAGGUGUACAGACCACCAGAGAAGGACGAGCAUAUGGUGGCAUGUGACACCCUUAUGUCUGAGUUAGACUUCCAUAUUAAAGAACUGGAUAGAUUUCGUCAUGAUCAGGAACAGGAGGAACGCAGACUGAAAACAGGUGUUGAUUACAGCUGGUUGAUGGAGUCCCACCCUCGGCUGUAUGAGAUCCCUCAGAUGGAGAGGCUGGAACUGGAGGAACUCUGCUACAAAGUCAACGGACCAGAGUGCACGCAGAUCAUCACCCUCUUCAGGGACGCUGUCUCCCACGACCCCCGGGUGGAAGACCUGGCGUACAUACUGAGGUCCUGCGUAAGGAAAGUUCUGGACGAGAGACCAACCCAUGAAACAUUGACUGAGUGGGUCACGAGGCGCACCCAGAGCAUUGCAAGCUUCUCUGCUUUCUCUGGGCUCAGGCUAAAGCCCUCUGGUAAAGUGGUGCCUUCUAUUGAGGUUGAGGACAUUGAGAUGCAGAAUAAUGAAAUGCAGGAGAGAAAAACUAGAGCCAUGAGUAUGCCAAGCUUUUCUAUCAGUAAAGACAAUGAACCUUUCUCUGUUUGAAAACAAAUGUUUUCUUUAAUUUUCGACAUGAAAGAAAAUGUUUACUAACGCAGAGUCUAUAUAGUGUUUGCUAAAUCUUGUGAAAAAGCUGCCAAAUUUGUUUAUUUACUUAUACAAACUGCAGGUAUUUUAUAUUAAAUUUUCAAAAUGGGUGUUUGUGUAAUGUACUAAUUUUCAAAAGAUUUUUUUAAGUUAUUGCAGUAUUGAUAGAUUAUUUAAAUUUAUUGAACCUGUAUGCUUAUUUUGUUUUACUUUUUUCAAAUAUUUAUUCUAUAUAUUAAUCUUGUUGUUUAGCUCAAUGUGCAUUCACUGCCAAUGGAAUAUUUAUGCAUUUAAUAAAAGAUUUUCAUCUGGACAUAAUGUGACUUGCCCUUAGAGUGAUAUAAUUUUCAUACAAUUUUUAUUUUUUUCUUGUUACUUUUUCAUAAUAUCAUAUUUCCUGCAUUCCAAAAUCUGCAUAAUUCAUCAUACAAUUUUGUUUUUAUAGUUAAAUACAGAGAUGUAACUUUUAUGUAUGGCUAAUAAAUAUAGAACAUGGAAAAUGUUCUUUACAAUUUUAAGUUGUAGAGAAUGUUUUGUUUGCUUAAGGUAUAUAAAAUGUAAUGUUUGAGGAAAAUUAAACCAUUAUGUGUUCAAAUAACCAUAAAAUAUCAUUAUUCAUUUAAUAAUCUUGCAUUAGCCUAAUUAAUGUAUUAUUGUAAUUUAUUUAGUUAGAUCUUCAAUUAAAAUUGUUUUAAAUUUUGUACUGUAAUUUUACUUCACACUUAGCAAAACUGCAUUUAUUUUAAAAUAAUAUUUACACAUUGUUUUAAUUUUUACAGAUUUUCUGUUCUUACAGUAAAUUUUAUUUUUUACUGUGAUAAUUACAAUAAACAUUUUAUAAUCAA
Physella acuta is the source of this 1767-nucleotide messenger RNA. RefSeq names its product protein RD3. NCBI's taxonomy places the organism in Eukaryota, Metazoa, Mollusca, Gastropoda, Physidae. The record is from RefSeq and is a predicted model, not a curated record.